This is a messenger RNA of Tarenaya hassleriana, 898 nucleotides long. RefSeq names its product calmodulin-7-like. The coding region runs from base 107 to 556 and encodes 149 amino acids. The transcript is spliced from 2 exons. NCBI's taxonomy places the organism in Eukaryota, Viridiplantae, Streptophyta, Magnoliopsida, Brassicales, Cleomaceae. Gene Ontology annotation, molecular function: enzyme regulator activity; calcium ion binding. The record is from RefSeq and is a predicted model, not a curated record.
ACCGCAUCACAUUCUUCUGUCGUGUCGUGGAAUCGGAGAAAAAUCACACCGAAGAAUUUUCUCUCCGUUUUCUCGGUUCCCAAACGGUACAAGGAAAGAAGAAUUAAUGGCGGAUCAGCUCACCGACGAUCAGAUCUCUGAGUUCAAGGAAGCUUUCAGCCUGUUCGAUAAGGACGGAGAUGGAUGCAUCACGACCAAGGAGCUGGGGACUGUGAUGAGAUCUCUCGGGCAGAACCCGACGGAAGCCGAGCUGCAGGACAUGAUUAAUGAGGUGGACGCUGAUGGGAACGGUACCAUCGACUUCCCGGAGUUCCUGAACCUGAUGGCACGGAAGAUGAAGGACACGGACUCGGAGGAAGAGCUGAAGGAGGCUUUCCGGGUAUUUGACAAGGACCAGAACGGCUUCAUCUCAGCGGCCGAGCUGCGUCACGUGAUGACGAAUCUCGGGGAGAAGCUGACCGACGAGGAAGUCGACGAGAUGAUCCGAGAGGCUGAUGUGGACGGCGACGGCCAGAUCAACUACGAGGAGUUUGUCAAAAUCAUGAUGGCCAAGUGAGGAGAAUGGUACUCCCCUCUUGAACCAAAAACUCUGAUAUCCCAAGUCCUCUUUCUUUCUUUAAAAAUAAAAAAAAGAAUCCGACACGGGAAAAUGAGAUGUCUAUGGAAUGAAAAAGAAAGAAACCGGAGAAGAGCAAAAAUCAGGAGACAGGAUUGGUGAAGACGUAUAUCUAUAGAUCAAUUUUCAUUUGGUUAGGGACAUGUUUUGGUGUUUUACUUUUGGUUACUCUUUUGUUCUUCCCGUUGCGUUUUGUGUUGUACUACUGUGUUUGGUUUCUCCUUCGUCUUCGUUUUGUUUCUGUGAAAUUCUCAGUAAUUCUCGUUGCUCGUUUAUUCGUUC